This is a messenger RNA of Acanthochromis polyacanthus (spiny chromis), 1879 nucleotides long. RefSeq lists its product as uncharacterized. The transcript has 14 exons. Gene Ontology annotation, molecular function: ubiquitin-protein transferase activity. The coding region runs from base 731 to 1879 and encodes 382 amino acids. The record is from RefSeq and is a predicted model, not a curated record. Lineage: Eukaryota; Metazoa; Chordata; Actinopteri; Pomacentridae.
AAAAAAAAAAAAAAAAAGAUGUCCAGCAACAGGAACGAUGCUUCGGGGACCGGCGGUCAUGUAGAUGACAUUUUGAGGUCAGCUCGUCACUUAAUACAGCUACUCAACCCAUCUGAUAGAGAAAGCGGAAAUCAGAACUUGAGAGAACAGAGACAGACAGAAAACAGACCAUCUCUCCAGAUGGAACUGACCAGGUCCUUUCCUGGUAUUUUUACCAGGGGAAGAGGAAAGAGGCGCUUUCCUGCAGCAAGCCCUGUUCCUGCCAAGAAGCCGAAACCUUUUGAUCUUGGUUUCUAUUUGUUGCCAAAACGAUACGACAAAAGCCCAAAAGAGCAGGAGCAAGUAGUCCAUCUGCAGGCAGGACUGGGUCGUAGGACUGCUCAUCUAGAUGAGAGCAUGACACAUGAAGAGUUAUGUGAUGCCCUCAAAGUUUUAUUCCCAAAACUGGAGACAGUUGCUGGUGGGUGGCUGCUAUACAAAGCUUCAGCUGGAUGGGGUAGUCGCCAGCUGUCUCUUGUGGCUCCUGAUGAUACUGGCUAUACAGGUGUAAUGUUGAAGUCUGUCACUCGUGGAGUAAAAUGUCUGUUCAUAGCCCCAAUUCAAGAAGAACUGAGUACAAAUCCCCUACCACUAACUGAUGAAGCAUUCAGUAAGAUGCCAAAAGCCACAUGUCAGAAGUGUGGAGUAGCAAUUCCUCUUCCGCUCCUGACAGAACACAUCAAGACAUGUAAUGUUAUUGAUGUUGACAGUGACGAUACUGUGGCUAAUGUGGAUACCGCAGAUAUGCAGGAAUGUCCCAUCUGCACAAAUGCGUUUUGUGCUGACGUCAUUGAAGUACAUGCUUCCUCAUGUGUGGCAAGGCUGGUUAACUGUCACUGACCCGACCAAGGCCAUAUCUGAGUGUGCUGACAGUUUUCUACGUGUUCAUGAAAUGGAGAGUCCCUUACUGCUCAGCAUGGACAUCAGAAAAAGCCUUGCUGAACAGGACAUGGCACUUAUCUCCAUCUACAAGCGACCUAACUUGGAAUGGGGACGACCCCUGAAUUGCCAACUUGAAGGAGAUCCUGCUAUUGGACAUGGUGUGAAUCGUUUUUUUUUCUCAACAUGCAUGGAGAAGCUGAGGUCAGGGUUUUGCAUCAAUUUUGCAAAUUCAAACCAUACACGACUUUUUGAUGGAGAGCCCGGCCAUCUAGUCCCCUCAGCCUCUCACUUUCUUGUUGAAAGUGAUAUGUUCAUGGUGGCAGGGAGAGUGAUAGGCCACUCUUUCCUCCAUGGAGGACCAUGCCUGCAGGGACUCAGCCGUGCUGUCGUUCAUGUCCUGAUGGGUGGAAGUCCUGAAACGGCGACCGUCACACUGGAGGACUGUCCGGACCUGGACAUUAGAGGCACCAUCAGUCUUCUUGAAGGGGGAUCCAUGCUGUCAGAAAAGGACAAACAAAGUGUCCAGGAACUGGCUUAUGCUUGGGACCUCCCUCCCCUCACCGAAAACAACAGGCGGUGGCUUUUUGACAAGCUGCUGAUCCACGCUGUAAUAGGACAUGUCAUGAGGCAAAUCAAGCAACUGAGACGAGGGCUUAAGGAAACCCCACUGUGGACACUAGCGACCCAAAGACCUGACACGGUGGCCUUGCUCUUUCCUCAAGAGACAACAGGGAAUAUCAGCACUGAGGUGCUUCUUCAGCGUAUAACAUGGCCUUGUGAGGAAGACAGUGAUGACGAUGACUGCUCUGUGGAAACCAGAUGCCGCGUGUCAAGCUAUUUACGGCAGUUCAUCACCAAUGCAAAACCAACUGAACUGACCAGCCUGGUCAAAUUCUGGACUGGAUGGGAGGUUCUCCCUCCAAGUCUCUCUGUACAAGUAAUUAGUGCUGGGCGAUAA